GGAACGUUUGCGUCGCGCAGAAAGGCGGAUCCCUUUUUUGUCUUUCUGAACUUCUGUAGAACCAGUUUCUACUAAUCACUCCGCUCAGUGUUUCCAUAUCAAAAGUUGGUACAUCUUCUAUUUAAACGACUCUUUAUUCACUCGACGUCUUCGACCGCAGUCACACGGACGACAGAGGAGUUCUUUUCCUCUCAGGCUAACUCGCUAACUUUGAACGCUCUCGCUUAAAACUCGCCAGCAGCGCAAGAAGAAACACAAGGAAGAUGGAAGAUAAACAACUGAUGUGGGCAUUGAAGACCGGGGAUUUGGACGAAGUUGUAAACACACUGAUCACGGCUGAAGAUGUAAAUCGGACCCUGGAAGGUGGAAGGAAGCCACUUCAUUACGCUGCAGACUAUGGCCAGACAGAAGUGAUGAAUUACCUCAUUUCUAAGGGAGCAGAUGUCAAUGCUUCAGACAAGCAUGGGCUCACUCCACUGCUUUGUGCCUGUUUUGAGGGUCACUUAUCAUGUGUCCAGAUCCUGAUAGAAAAGGGAGCAGACAAAACCCAAAAAGGACCGAACGGCCUCAGUGCCUUUGAGGCCGCUGAGAACGAAGCCAUAAAGGCUCUGCUAAAGUGAGACACCACAGUAUCGGAGGUGGCUGGACAGGUGGAUGAACAGGCCUACAGAUGGAUGCAGUGGUCCCCUGACAGAAGAUGGACUCGCCCCUUUUACCCCAAUCAACCUCUGUCUCUACGCUGCUUUUGUCCAUUUGUUGGAAGUUCAUUUUGUCUGUCUGGUGAUUUUCCUUUACCUUGUUUUGUUUGGUUUUAUUUUUCCCUCCCCCCAAGUGUUUGGGAUAGUAUUUUCUCUACUUUUGGCCUCUGUCUGUUAGGAGGACAUACUACGUCUCCCUAAGACCAAAUUCUUGGGGAGUCUUGUUGAAUUUGAAUCGUAAAACACUGUUCAGGCUAAAAAGCAGACUUUACACCAUAAAUGCAGGUUUGUCGCUUAAAUGCUCAUCGUAAAUCCUGCUUUCUUGACCUGUAAAAACAAUAAAAUGCUAAAUGUGUUAUUUCCACAAUUUUAAUUUCUAAUAGUGUAUGGCCAGAGCUUGGAUCUUGUGAGCUGCACUGUGCUAUACUAGAUAGAAUAAAAACAACGGUUGUAAUGUUUCAUCAUGUAAAAACAGAAAAUCACAUGGUAUGGCUUCUUCAUUCUUUUUUUUUUUUUUUUUUAAUCAUAUAGACCGAACUGUCUCUCACACCCCAUGUGGAAACUUUUAAAAUGUUGGGUUAGAGAACUCGAGGUCACCGUCUGUUUUUUUUUUUUUUUUUUUUAGCCACUCGUAUAUCGUAUUGACAAGUUUGCAUUAUUAAUAAAUCAUGAACCUUCUGUAUUCUUUGAGCAAUCAUCAUGCUGGUUAACAAAAAAACUUGAAUGUUCUAGUUUUAAAAUCUAUUGAAUCCGUUUUGAAAUAAUGCUAACGGCACAUAAUACUAGAAACUCCAGAAAUGUCAUUUCUUCUUUAGAAGUGAGCUUUUAGAGCAAAGAAUCCUUUUGAGUUGCAGAGUCCUUUUUCAGAUUUAUUAUCAGUGAGCUCAAAGAUGUGUGAAUUAUGGGUAAAUGGGUUGAAACCUGAUUUCGGUGUGGGGGGUAUUCUCCUUGCCUUGGAUUUGGUUAGAUGCCCUGCCUGUUUUGCUGCAUGUCAAAACUGCCUCUGCUUUCUGCUCUAAAACAGUUGCUGUCCUCAGUUGCUUUCAAAUGAAUUACUAGUGUGUAAUGGACAAAAAAAAAAAAAGAUGCUCUCACUGGCUUUGUUGUGACAAAUGUCUGUAAAACAAAAUAAAAAAUACAUUAUAAAAA
Molecule: messenger RNA, 1847 nt
Organism: Nematolebias whitei (Rio pearlfish)
Lineage: Eukaryota; Metazoa; Chordata; Actinopteri; Cyprinodontiformes; Rivulidae
Gene: mtpn
Product: myotrophin
Exons: 4
Coding region: 264-620 (118 amino acids)
Biological process (GO): regulation of barbed-end actin filament capping
Cellular component (GO): cytoplasm; nucleus
Molecular function (GO): protein binding
Source: RefSeq, a predicted model, not a curated record